Xyrauchen texanus (razorback sucker) is the source of this 4504-nucleotide messenger RNA. It is a transcript of the gene metap1d, whose product is annotated as methionyl aminopeptidase type 1D (mitochondrial). Gene Ontology annotation, molecular function: metalloaminopeptidase activity. Gene Ontology annotation, biological process: proteolysis. Bases 15 to 1028 code for a protein of 337 amino acids. The record is from RefSeq and is a predicted model, not a curated record. NCBI's taxonomy places the organism in Eukaryota, Metazoa, Chordata, Actinopteri, Cypriniformes, Catostomidae. The transcript is spliced from 10 exons.
UCUCUGUGGAGAAAAUGGCUGCGCCCUGUGCGGCUCAAUGCUUUUACAGAUCAGGUGGUUCAGGGCUGUUACAGGGAGUAGCACAGCUGCCUCGCUACAACAGGAGCUCAUCUCUUGCCCAGUGCCCACCAUGCCGAUCCUUCUUCUGGAGGAAGUCAAAAAAUUCCCACUGCGUGGUGCAGCCUGCCAUUGUACGCCCUUCCUAUGCUGUACCCAAGCACAUCCAAAGGCCCAACUAUGUAUCAUCAAGCACAAUGCCUGAGUGGCCAGAUUACAUAGAGAUUAAAAAUGAGGAGCAAAUCCAGGGAUUACGAAGAGCAUGUCAACUUGCAAGACACAUACUGCUGUUGGCUGGAAAUAGUUUGAAGGUUGGUAUGACAACAGACGAAAUAGACUUUAUUGUCCAUCAGGAAGCAAUCCGUCACAAUGCCUACCCCUCUCCUUUACACUAUGGGGGCUUUCCAAAGUCAGUCUGUACUUCUGUAAACAAUGUAGUAUGCCAUGGCAUUCCAGACAGUCGGCCAUUGCAAAAUGGAGAUAUCAUCAAUAUAGAUGUCACAGUUUAUCUGGAGGGUUACCAUGGUGACACCUCAGAAACAUUUCUGAUUGGCUCAGUAGAUGAACAGGGGAGGAAAUUAGUGGAUGUGGCUCGACAGUGCAGAGAUCAGGCCAUCGCCGCCUGUGGACUGGGAAAACCUUUGUGUGUGAUUGGCAACACUAUAAGCAAUAUAGCUAAUUCAAAUGGGUUCCGCGUGUGUCCAUAUUUUAUCGGUCAUGGGAUAGGAACUUAUUUUCAUGGUCAUCCAGAGAUAUGGCAUCAUGCAAAUGACAAUGACCUACAGAUGGAAGAGGGCAUGUCCUUCACCAUAGAACCCAUUCUCAUGGAGGGAUCCUCAGAAUUCAAGAUCUUGAGUGACAAGUGGACUGCUGUAUCUGUGGAUGACAAAAGAUCGGCACAAUUUGAGCACACGGUUGUCAUCACCUGCGAUGGUGUGGAGAUUCUGACUAAACUACCAGAUGAAGAUUGACUGGACAUCAAUUAUGGAACAUCUGGAAAAGGGCAUAUGUGUUUCUGUAUGUAGGAGAGACUUGGAAAUCGGUGUGUAUGUGUGAGACUGAUACUAGAGUUUAGAAUUACAGAAACGUUCAAGUUUUUUAAAUGAAUGUGUCUCCUUACCUUUUUUCUUUCUUAUUUUAAAGUAGCUUGACGAAGGUCUUUUAGAAAUUAUUGAGUACCCCCACCAUCAGGGCUGGACAGGGAAGAGAAAUCAGCAUGGGAUUUUACAUAGAAUCUGGCCCAAAAGUUGUUCACAUUGUUCACAAUGCACACUGUCCUUUUGUGCAUAUUGCUGCCCAGUUCGGCAUAUCAUGGCGGCGAUUUGUGGCCCAUUCUACAUAACGAGGCAGCUCAUUUCAGCUUAUCGCAGCCCAUUCGGCCUAUUUUGCGGCCGGCCAUUACACCCCUGAUCAGCCCCAAAGUGCUUCGGCCCACCGGUAAAAUGCCCGGUAUGGUAGAUUACCAUUCCAGCCCUGCCCACCAUGGAGCUGUUCAGUCAAUUUGUCAAUUUAUAGGUGAACCCGGAAGGCUAUUUUGCAGCAGAGUUCCUUCUGGAAUUUCCUAUGAGUUUUUAUAAUGGGAUUUUUCAAUUUUGAGCAAAAUAAGAUCUGCGCUAAACUACUUGAAGGUAUGUUUUGUUCAACAACAUAAAUUACAGUCAUACCUUCAAUGUGAAUUCUGAAGCCACCGGGUUUUAAACAAUGUACACUCACUCAGCACUUUAUUAGGUAUAUCUGUACACCUACUUAUACAUGAGAUUAUCUAAUCAGCCAAUCGUGUGGCAGCAGUGCAUAGAAUCAUGCGGAAAAGGGUCAGGAACUUCAGUUAAUGUUCACAUCAACCAUCAGAAUGUGGGAAAAAUGUGAUCUCAGUGAUUUUGACUUUAGCAUGAUUGUUGGUGUCAGACGGGCUGGUUUGAGUAUUACUGUAACUGCUGAUCUCCUGGGAUUUUCAUGCAUAACAGUGUCGUACACAGAAUGGUGCCAAAAACCAAAAAUAUCCAUUAAGUGACAGUUCUGUGGAUGGGCAGACUGGCUUGAGCUGGCAGAAAGGCUACGGUAACUCGGAUAACCACUCGUCGGAUGGGCUACAACAGCAGAAGACAACAUCUGGCAUUUUAUUAGGACUUCAACUAUAAAUUACAUGCCUGACGAAACAGAAAACAGUUGCGGUCCAUAUAGCAAUUUAUGGACUUAAAAAAAAUGGUGGAUUCAAAACUCACUUUUAGGGUGUGACUGUGUGUAAAUUAUGUUGUAGAACAAAAUGUCUAAGUAUCCUUAAGAAAUGUUUACCACAAACCUUAUUUUAUUCAUAAAAACAAAACUGCCAUUAUAAAAGUCCACAGGAAAAUGCAUAGGGUUCCCAUGGCUUAAAAACGCAACUUUUCUUCUAGGGUUUUGGACUAGAACCUGAACAGCUCUAUUAUUUUUAGCUUUUAGGCCUAUCUUGAAUUAAUGGGGUUAAUUGAAUUCAUAGUGGUGGUGUAAUGACUUUUAAAAUCUGUUCCCCAUUCAAAACUUUCAUUUAUGAUGUCAUCUUUGACUGAACUCAUUGAAAGCGCAUGGAAUUAAAUGUCAUUAGGUCUUAUUAUUGUGGGUUUCUCCAUACACCACAAUAUUACUCCACAGUAAUCUACUUAGCCCUGAAAAUUCUCUCGAGAGAUGAUUAUAUUUAUGGAGCAUAGGUUACCGAAUAAGCCAUGUGUAGUAUAUCAAGGAUACACUGUAAUCAUAUCUGCUACACGACAUCAUUCGCAAACUGCUAAUGAUGUCUGACAUUUGACUGAGCAUUUGAAUUCUUCUGUCUGAUGAGCUCCUGUAGGCUAUACUCAAUGAGGGCAGCAAUGUGUUAUUGCUUACAUUCCCACAGCUAAUCAUAUAAAGGAUGUUUUGAUGGGAAUAAAGAAAAAUAAAUGCAUUUGUUAUUUAAAAUAUAUAAAGGAAAAAUAGGCUACAUUUGAAAAAAAUCAACGUAAUUAAUUUAUGUCUGCAGUAUAGGGUACAAAGGGACAGGAGACCCCCUGGUGUAGAAGGCACUUUUGAUUUUAUUUUCUCCCAAAAUACUAAAUUACAAAAACCACCAUAGCGCUUUCCUUAACACUUUAUGCACUGCAACAUUUUUCUCAUCGAUGCGAUUAUUGCGUGCAUGUCUAAAGUUGAAUUUUGAGGUAAUUUGAUCUAACAUUUAAUAACUUUUAAAAACGUUGCAAAUUUGUGUAGCUAAUGAGAAUCCCAGAAAUUAUCAUGUACUUUGAGACAAAAUAUUAUUUGUAAUUUUUUGUUUUGUUCAAGGUUAUUAAAUCAAAGUUUAAAAAAAAAAAAAACAAAAAAAAAAAAAUUGGACCUUUUUUGUACCUUAUGUUGUACAAAUUUUUUUGGUACAUAAUUGUACCCUAAGGACCUAUGUACAUUUAUGUUUUGUUCCUAUUGAAAAAACUUAAGUCUCUUAAAUGGUACAAAUAUUCUCAAAACAAGGGUACCACUACAGUGACGGCUUUGUACCUACAACAGUACCUGAGUGAAUAAUUGAAAUAUUUGGUGUAAAUCGCCCUCUUUGUUGCAGGGAAUAAAGGCCCACUUAAGAACACAUUAGACAUUUUACUUAUGUGGGGUGAGUUGUUUGUUAUGAAGAAUGUAAAAGUGGGCUCACACUGACUGAUCCAAUAACAAUGGAGAUUAAUUUGUUUAUAGAAUACUUGAUGUUAUGAAAUGCUAAAUGUGAUUGAAUUUAACAGGAAAUUGUGCACUCAUUUUUAAAGUGGCUAUUUUGAAUAAGCAUUAUCUUAAUUUGAUACUCUAAAAAGCAUCUUGCCCUCUCAAAAGUAAUUGACAAAUGUUGCCCUAUAUCUAUUGCCCUACAUCUAUAUCACUAUAACCCACCAGGGGCCCUUUUACGCCCAAGUGUGGGUAAAAAGUCCCCAGCACCUGGUAUAGUAGCCUAAAUAUAUUUACAGUACUGUGCAAAAGACUUAGGUACAUAAUAUGUUUCACAAAAGCAUUUGUCUUAAGAUGGUUAUUUAUAUCAUUAGCUUCAGUGAGUCAAUAGCAAAUAUAAAUGUUAGACUCCCAAACAUUACUUUUGCUAAUAGAAAAUAUUAUAAGAACAGGGAGCCCUGCAACAGAUGUCAUGGCCCCUACUGAACUUCGUGUCAGUCUGAGGUUACACAAAGAGACAGAAGCAAUUGAGACUAAAUAGAUAGAAGAACAGAGGUGAAUUCUGCAAGAAGCUUGGAAUAUCCUAUCUGCCAACAACCAAGAAAAACUGUCCAGGUGUACCUAGGAGAAUUGGUGCUGUUUUAAAGGCAAAGGUGGUCACACCGAAUAUUGAUUUAGUUUUUUAUGUUUACUGGACUUUGUAUGACAUGAAGUGAUAAAUGAAUGAACUAAUGAAAUGAACUAUUUAUUUCACUAUUUUUGAAGACAUCCUCAUUAAGCAACAUUUUUCACA